Messenger RNA from Zasmidium cellare ATCC 36951, 1062 nucleotides. RefSeq lists its product as uncharacterized. The transcript has a single exon. Lineage: Eukaryota; Fungi; Ascomycota; Dothideomycetes; Mycosphaerellales; Mycosphaerellaceae. The coding region runs from base 1 to 1062 and encodes 353 amino acids. The record is from RefSeq and is a predicted model, not a curated record.
AUGCCUCGCCAACUCACAAUCACCCCAACACCCUUCAAAUCCUCCUACCUCUCCAUUCCACCAACACCCUUCUCCCCACGCCUCCCCAUAACACCACCCGUUUCGCCACCCAAAACCUUCCCAAAGAACACUCCAACCGCACACCUAAAAGCCACCGCAGACCUCCUCCCACCCCCAACGGAGCCCCUCCCCUGGCUCUGGCAAUGCCACCGCUGCAAACGCGUCUACCAACUCGGCGUCACGCGGCGCUGCCUCGACGAUGGGCACCUCUUCUGCGCGGGCAGCACGGUGGUGAAACGCAGCAAGAAGAACAGCUACAAGAAAGUCGUUCGACACCAAGCUUGCGCGAGCGAGUUUGACUAUCAGGGGUGGAAGGCUUGGGGCGUUUGGAGAGGGGAGGUGAAGGAGCAGGUGAGGGCGGCGGAAGCGCUUAUUAGGGUUGAGGAGGGGGUCUGGUUUAAAGGGUUGUUUGGGAAGAAUGGCAAGGGGAAAGGAGGGAAGGAUUGUUGGAAUGAGUGUCAUUAUCCGAGUGAGUGUACUUGGAGUAAGAGGUUUGGUGGGGGGAUUCCGACUGCGGGGGCGAAUCCUACGGUGCCUUCGACGACGACGACCGGGAAGAAAGAGGAACAGCGCAAGACGGCAAAGCAGGAGGAGGAGAACACUACGAAAACCGCAAUCUCCUUCGACGACAUCCUCCUCUCAAUCGCCGACCCUACCUCCUCAGACUACCUGGCGCCCCUCACAACCACCUCCACCACCACACCAACAACCACAACAACGGACCCCCUCGAACCCGACGCCUCCGCCCCCUCCAUGGACGACCUGCUCCAAUCCGUCAAACGGCGCAAACGGCGCUCGUCCGGCCAGAUCCCUCUCGUUCCCUCUCCUCUAGGCGCGAAUCCCUUCGAGGAGGAGGGAAAGGAUGAAUUGCAUGUGCUCAGGAAGAGCGCGAGUUCGGGCGCUCUGUUGGAGGGGUUGGAGAGGGAUGUUGAGGACGAGGGGAAGAGGGGUGCGGGUGGGGAGUGGAGGGAGAAAGCGGAUGCGUUGGUGAGGAGUUUUUAA